GUUAUUUAGUGUUUUCGUUGUGGAAACCAGAGGAAGUAAAAAUAAUUCAUUCAGACGUCAUUUUCCUGUGCUGCUGCAGCUAGUGUGAAGUGGUGACGGGAGUCGGAUCGUCGAGAUCACUUGAGUGUGGAAGGAAACGAUCACAUGGUUCAAAAUCUACCCAAUGAGAUGGCCGAAAAUGGGACAGACUGUGAACUACCCCAGAGGCGUGUAGGGUCCAAGGAGCAGCAGAACGGGAGCUUUCUGGACCCCGUGUCUCUCAGCGAAAGGAAGCGUCGGGAUCGGGAGGAGCGCCUGGCCCUGGUGCUGUGGAGGAGGCCCAUUCUCACCCUGCGCUACUUCCUGGUGGAGACCCUGAUCACCUUAAAAGAGUGGGGCUGGAGGCUGUGGCGGCGGAGAGGGGCGGUGCUUUCUGUCGUGUUGCUCUUUGUGUUCUUCUCCGUCGCGUAUUCCAUCGAAGGAACGCAUCAGAAGUAUGUGCAGUACUUGGAGAAGAAGUUCCUGUGGUGUGCCUACUGGGUAGGCCUGGGCAUCCUCUCGUCAGUAGGGCUCGGGACGGGCCUGCACACCUUCCUGCUUUACCUGGGUCCCCACAUCGCCUCGGUCACGCUGGCCGCCUACGAGUGCGGCUCCGUGGGCUUCCCCGAGCCGCCCUACCCCGACGAAAUCAUCUGCCCCGACGAGGACGUCCUGGACGGGAGCAUCUCCCUCUGGACCAUCAUGACCAAGGUCCGGCUGGAGGCCUGCAUGUGGGGCGCAGGCACGGCCAUUGGGGAGCUGCCUCCAUACUUCAUGGCUCGGGCAGCCAGGUUGUCAGGCGCGGAUCCUGAUGAUGAAGACUAUGAGGAAUUUGAAGAGAUGCUGGAACAGGCAGAGACCGCACAGGACUUUGCCACCAGAGCCAAACUUGCUGUGCAGAACAUGGUGCACAAAGUGGGGUUUUUUGGAAUCUUAGCCUGCGCCUCAAUUCCUAACCCCCUGUUUGACCUGGCCGGUAUCACAUGCGGACACUUCCUGGUCCCGUUCUGGACCUUUUUCGGAGCGACCCUCAUUGGGAAAGCCGUCAUCAAGAUGCACAUCCAGAAACUGUUUGUGAUCAUAACGUUCAGCAGGCACAUCGUGGAACAGAUGGUGUCCCUGAUUGGUGCCGUGCCCUCGGUGGGGGCCUCUCUGCAGAAGCCCUUCCGCGACUACCUGGAGGCUCAGCGCGCCAAACUGCACCACCGAGCCGGAGAGCAAACGCCAGCGGGGGAAAACUGGCUGUCCUGGGUGUUUGAGAAGGUGGUGAUCGUCAUGGUGUGCUACUUCGUGUGCUCCAUCGUGAACUCCAUGGCGCAGAGCUACGCCAAGAGGACCCAGCAGAGGAAGUACGCCGAGGAGAAGACGCAGUGACGUCCCCAACCCUCCGGCGUCCGCGCGUUAGCGCGUUAGCACGUUAGCGCGUUGGCAACCAAACCGCAAAACUGACUCUUCCUGCCUUUUUUUUUUCGUUCUAUAACAGAAGCUAAAGUUGCGAAACUGGUAAUAUUCUGAAAGUCUGGCUGUAUUUAUGUUCUGUCUUCUUUUUUUUUUUGCCACUGGGUGUGUGCGCGUGUGUUAAUUUGAGAUCUGUUGUAAUACCGAUGUGAAUGAUACUCUAGUCAUUAAGCAGUUUUCAUCAUCAGCAGCAGCAGUCUGAAAGCUGGUUGCUGGCACGGGUACUUGUUGUUGCAAGGGCUUAUGCAACAUAGUGAGUGCUGCUUCCAUUGAAGUGAACACGUAAUUCUUAACCGGCAGACUUGAUUUCUUUUACUUGAUUAUGAUGUGCAACUGUAGGGAUGAGUUUGGCUGAUUUAGAUAGUUGGCGCACUGUUCAGGUGUCACCUAUGACCUUUCUUUUUCAGGGCUUAAAUUCAGUUUUGAUUAAUUCCAUUUAUGUGUGUUAGUUAUUCUGUUCUUCUGUCAGUCUCAACAGGAUAGCAAUAGAAAAUCGGACAGACAUGGUAUUUAUACAGUUUGCACAUCCUGUAAAUACUUUUGUUCUUGACCGUUCGGUUCAGUUGUUCGUUCAGUAAUAUUAUAACAUUUAAUUUUGAAUCUAAAAAAAAGAAGAAAAAAAAAUAACUUUAUUCAUUCAUUUGUAGUUGUACAUACAGUGCUGCUAUAUUAAUGUCAUUUUUAACCUGUAAAUUUCAACUGAACUUUGGUCAGAAUUUAUAAAAUUGCCUGGAUCAGUCCCUGUCUGGAUUUGUCUUUUUGUUUUUUUACAAGCUGUAAUGACAGGAAAAAUGACAGAUAUAAAUAGUAACUUACAGGAAUUCUUUUUCGAAUAUCCGUAGAAUGUUCAGUGACCUAACAAGCACAGUCAUAUCUCCGGAUUCUCUGAUCUUCGAUGCUCAGCGGUGCGUGUGAUUGACUUUAACAGGCAGCAUGGAUAUCUUAGUACUUUCUUUCCCGUUGUAUCAGAAAAAAGGUAAGUGUUUAUGUUUGGUGCUUUCCCAUCUUUGCCCAUUACUACCAGAACUGUACUUAGGCAGUUUGGUUAAAUGAAGGCUUGCAUCUGGGUCCGGUUCAUCUGGCUGAACGUCCAAGCUUGUGCCUCAGUCUUUCAUGAGUGGCUGCACCGUGUGAUGUCAUCACUGCCGUCUGCUUGUUGGAAUGUGACAGUUUUACGACCCGAGAUUAGUUCGCUCUCGACCGCUUGCGAAAGGAUCCCUUAACGUAACGAAGUUAAUGUGUGUCGUUAGCGUAGAAAUCUGCGGGCGAGAGAACGUUUAAAUUGGGUCUGUGACCUCGAAUGAACCCCGAGGGAGGAGCUCGUACGGGUGUUCUAACCGUAAUGGGGAACGCUGCAUCGAUUCAAUCUGUGGCUGGGCAAGGAUUUUCCCUUACUUUUGACAAACCGUUGUAGAUGGCUGGUGUGAGGUUUCCUGCCUGCGUGUGUGUGUGUGUGUGUGUGUGUGCGUGUGUGCGCGUGUGUGUGUGUGUGUGCAUGUGUGUGUGCAUGUGUGUGUGCAUGUGUGCGUGUGUGUGUGCGUGUGUGUGUGUGUGCGUGCGUGCGUGCGUGCGCGCGUGCGUGCGUGCGUGCGUGUGUGUGUGUGUGUAAUCCAUUCCCUGUUACUCGCAGCAUGAUCGCGGUCUAUCCAUGGCGUAUUCCGAUCGCUCUCCCGUCCUGUCAGGUAGCUUAUCAGACUGGUGUUGGCUGUUAAGUUGCAAGGCGACAACAGUCUGUAGGCUGUCUGACAUUUUGGGCUCCUUCAUCCUACAGGCUUCUCAUUUUUUAAUUAAAUGUCACCCACGUUCCCAUUUUCAGUGUUUCAGCUGAGGGUUCAGGCUUCUUUGUUUUCACAUGGGUAACGUUUUGAAGGCUGGGCUGCCAGAACUAUUUUUUUAUUAAUUGUGGAGAUACCAAUGUUUUACUCUGUGUGUGUGUGUGUGUGUGUGUUCGCGUGCAUGCGCCUGAGUCUGUGUUUGUGUGUGUGCACGUGAGUUUGUGUGCGUGCGUGUGUGUGUGAGUCUGAGUCUGUGCGUGCGCGUUUGUGUGUGUCUGUGUGUGUGUGUGUGUGUGCGUAUCUCUGAAUAGCCUUUCCAGGUAUCAUCACUCAGCAGUCACAGUACGUUCAUUUUCUUGCCUAAUUUCCCGUCUCUGAUGCUCUGUGGUUUCGGUUGUUGUGGACACCACAGCGCAUGUGUGCGUAUGUUCUCUUCUCUAACGACAGAUCCCCUACCUUGUGUACUAUCUGUUCUCUUAACCGUCUUUUUUUUUUUUUUUUUUGAUUUUCCACUUGUAAUACGUAUCGAGUGACUCUUGGCGUGGCUUUCCGAUGCUGUAAACCAGCCCAGCCUGAGUGACUUAACCUUUGAAGAAAUAUGCUUUAUGCUUUCUGGACAGCGAAGAUGGGGAAACGUUUUAAAGUUGUGAAAGUUGUGGAUGAAUCCGGUAUGGUCUGUUUUUUUUUUCUCUUUGUUUUUGUGCCGGUUGGUUCGGGGAGUGUUUGUCUUGGCAGCUCACAGCACAUUCUGUUCUACAGCAGAGAUCCCCUCCGUGCUCCUCCUAAUCUGUUCCUGUGCGUAUGUGCAGGCACGUGUGUGUGCGUGCGUGCGUGCGUGUGUGUGCAUGCGGCCGUGUAUGUGUGAGUUUCGGAGUGUUCAUGUUUGAAUGUGCGCACUGUUUGCUGUAACUCGUAUAAAUGCAUUUACCCACAUCUUCCCUUGAAUAAACAGUUACUCAGUA
Molecule: messenger RNA, 4213 nt
Organism: Anguilla rostrata (American eel)
Lineage: Eukaryota; Metazoa; Chordata; Actinopteri; Anguilliformes; Anguillidae
Gene: vmp1
Product: vacuole membrane protein 1
Exons: 12
Coding region: 145-1392 (415 amino acids)
Biological process (GO): Golgi organization; autophagy
Cellular component (GO): endomembrane system; endoplasmic reticulum; membrane
Source: RefSeq, a predicted model, not a curated record